GAAAAAAAAAUGUCUCGUCUUCUCCACACAUCCUUCCUUCCUUCUUCAACUUCUUUCCACUCCAAAACCCGAUCCUCCGUUCCCAAUUUCCGGUCCAACAAGCCCCGAAUCGUCCCCGUACGAGCGAAGAUCCACGAGAUUUUCAUGCCUGCUCUCAGCUCCACCAUGACCGAAGGAAAAAUCGUCUCGUGGGUCAAAUCCGAAGGCGACAAGCUCAGUAAAGGAGAGAGUGUUGUCGUCGUCGAAUCCGAUAAGGCCGAUAUGGACGUUGAGACUUUCUACGACGGUUAUCUCGCCGCAAUCAUGGUCGAAGAAGGAGGUGUUGCUCCCGUCGGAUCCGCCAUUGCUUUGUUAGCUGAGACCGAGGAAGAAAUCGCCGAUGCUAGGGCUAAAGCUUCCGGUGGUGGAGCCAAUUCUCAGUCUCCACCUCCUCCUCCUCCUGUAUCCGAAACACCUGCGGUUGUUGAAAAGAAAGUUUCGGUUUCGGUUCCUCCGCCAAUAGCGUCUGCGUCUGCGUCUGCGGUGCAUCCGGCGUCUGAAGGAGGGAAGAGAAUCGUGGCUUCUCCUUAUGCUAAGAAGCUAGCAAAGGAAUUGAAAGUGGAGUUGGCUGGUUUAGUUGGAAGUGGGCCAAUGGGAAGGAUUGUGGCUAAAGAUGUUGAAGCGGCUGUAGCUGCUCCAGCUGUUAAAACGGAGGUAUCUGCGGCGGUGACGGCGGCGGCUCCUCCUGCUCGUGUAGAGUUGGGAUCGGUGGUUCCAUUCACGACAAUGCAGGGAGCUGUGAGCCGGAACAUGGUGGAGAGUUUGGUGGUUCCGACUUUUAGAGUGGGAUACACAAUCAACACGGAUUCUCUUGAUGCUCUGUAUAAGAAGAUUAAGUCGAAAGGAGUGACAAUGACGGCACUCCUAGCGAAGGCAACCGCACUUGCACUGGCAAAACAUCCAGUUGUAAAUUCGUCUUGCAGAGAUGGUAACAGUUUUGUGUACAACAGUAGCAUCAACAUUGCUGUUGCUGUUGCCAUUGAUGGUGGUUUGAUCACUCCAGUGCUUCAGAACGCCGAUCAGGUUGACAUUUAUUCAUUGUCUAGAAAGUGGAAAGAAUUGGUUGAUAAGGCCCGAGCCAAGCAGCUUCAGCCUCAGGAGUAUAACACUGGUACUUUCACUCUCUCUAACCUUGGAAUGUUUGGUGUUGAUCGGUUUGAUGCCAUUCUGCCCCCUGGAACUGGAGCGAUUAUGGCUGUAGGAGCAUCACAACCUACAGUGGUAGCUACUAAAGACGGGCGCAUUGGCAUGAAAAGCCAGAUGCAGGUGAAUGUGACGGCAGAUCAUCGUGUCAUCUAUGGUGCUGAUCUUGCACAGUUCUUGCAAACAUUGGCCAGCAUUAUUGAGGACCCAACGGACCUUACAUUCUAG
Molecule: messenger RNA, 1410 nt
Organism: Thlaspi arvense
Lineage: Eukaryota; Viridiplantae; Streptophyta; Magnoliopsida; Brassicales; Brassicaceae
Source: the annotation of a GenBank genome assembly